UGACGUCACUUCCUGCUUCGCCAUCACGUGCCCCCGCCGGGUCCCUUCCGCCCGCGUGACGCAGGGGACGCGUCACCGCCCCGCCCGUCGCUUCACGUGAACCUCCCCCGGCUCCUCCCCCUCCCGCCCGCGCGGGUCACGUGGGCCCGGCGGGCUGCGGUCACGUGGGUGCGGCGAUGGCGGCGGCUCCGGGCGGGGAGAGCGAGAGCGGCCGGGGGGGCGGCGGGGCCACGUCAGAUCAAAUCCUGCAGACGGGAGCGGUGCUGCUGCAGGGGUUCAUCCGGGACCGGGUCCAGCGCUGUGGGGACGCCCAGGCUGUGGAGCUGAGCCGGGCAGAGCUGGGAGGGCCGGAGCCCCCCCUCUGCGACGAGAACACCAAGCGGCUCAGCGAGUGCCUGCGGCGCAUCGGAGAUGAGCUCGACAGCAACACCGAGCUGCAGAGUAUGAUUGACCGGGUGGGGGCCCACGCCCCCAAGGACGUCUUCUUCCGGGUGGCCGCCGAGAUGUUCUCCGACAGGACCUUCAACUGGGGCCGGGUCGUGGCGCUCUUCUACUUCGCCUGCAAGCUGGUGCUCAAGGCUCUGUGCACCAAGGUCCCGGAGCUGGUGCGGACCAUCGUGGGCUGGACAUUGGAGUACCUCCGGGAGCAUGUGCUGGCCUGGAUCCAGGCCCAGGGAGGAUGGGACGGCCUCCUCUCCUACUUCGGCACACCCACCUGGCAGACCAUCACCAUCUUUGCUGCCGGCGUCCUCACCGCCUCCCUCACCAUCUGGAAGAUGUCAUAGGGUGGGGAGGGGUGCGCUCCGCAGCACCCCACGUCCGGCUGGACUGCGCUGGGCUCCCGGGGGGCCGGCUCCCCUCGUCCAGCCUUGCUCCCUCCCCGAUUCCUGGUGCCUUGUAUACAACUCGGAACAAACCUCUCGGGACCCCACGCUGUGACGGCCUGGCCCGGCCCACACCUCCUGGAUCGGGACAGAGUCGUCGGGGGACACAGCCGCUCCGUGUGGCAGGAUGCCCUCCUGCAUCUGGGGCAGAGACUUGAGAGGCCUUGAGCCCCACCCGGGGCUGGUCAGCAUUUAACUCCCUGACAGGCUGGCUGCGCACGGGGAAUCCUGGGCCAAGAUCUCGGGGGCUGGAGCCGGUUCCCGGUGUCAGGAGCUGAACUUGGGCCAAAAUCUCCCAGGGGCUGGAGCCGGUUCCAACAUCAGGGGCUGAACUUGGGCCGAGAUCCCGGGGGCUGGAGCCGGCGCCGGGGGCUGGGCUGAGGCUGAACUGGGGCCAAGAUCUCAGGGGCUGGAGCCGGUUCCAGAAGCAGGGGCUGAGAUCUCGGGGGCUGGAGCUGGGGCCGGUGCCGGGGACUGGGCUGAGGCUGAACUGGGGCCAAGAUCUCAGGGGCUGGGGCUGGGGGCUGGGCUGGGGCCGGUUCCGGGGGCUGGGGCUGAACUGGGCCCAAGAUCUCGGGCUGGAGCUGGUUCUGGCGCUGAGGGCUGAGCUUAGUCGGGCGGGCUCAGGCCUGGCUGCCCGUGACCUGAGGGACUCAGUUUCCUUCCCUGAAACACCUGUUGGGGGGGCCCCCCUCUGCUGCCAGCGCCCCAGGUGAGCAGGUGCAGCCCCCUGCCUGUUUCAUUUGCUCAUAACCCCCCCGCCUCCCAGUACCUCCGUGGGGAUUUCCCAUCCCAGCCCCCCCAGCCUGGCAGGGCCCCCCACAAGGGUGCCUCUGUCCAGGGUACCCCAGCGCCAGGUGCCUCUCUCCUCCCGCCCCCCCAGUGCUGUGCACAGCACCUUCCCAAGGCAUAAGAUCUGGUUGCCCUCUCACUCCAGUGUGGCCUUAGGGCCCCCUUCAAAACCCUGCUGGGGGGGCUGUUUUCUGGGAUGCCCCCCUAGCAGGAGAAU
Messenger RNA from Dermochelys coriacea (leatherback sea turtle), 1893 nucleotides. RefSeq names its product apoptosis regulator BAX-like. The transcript is spliced from 6 exons. Gene Ontology annotation, cellular component: mitochondrial outer membrane. The record is from RefSeq and is a predicted model, not a curated record. Bases 177 to 785 code for a protein of 202 amino acids. Gene Ontology annotation, molecular function: channel activity; protein heterodimerization activity; protein homodimerization activity. Lineage: Eukaryota; Metazoa; Chordata; Testudines; Dermochelyidae. Gene Ontology annotation, biological process: release of cytochrome c from mitochondria; mitochondrial fusion; intrinsic apoptotic signaling pathway in response to DNA damage.